UUGAAAGAGUCAAGAUGGAGAAACUGGGAAUUCAAUGUGAUUUGGUGACACAAGGUAUGUAUAAUUACGUUGCAAUUGUCUAUAAUUAUAUUAGUAAUACAAUUAUGUAAAGUCCGUGCAUUUAUAUACAUUUCUAGAAAGAGUCAUACACAACGCAUAUAUCUCAGUUGCUGCAUGUAUAAAUAGUUAAUAGAAUAGAUGGUUUCGAAACUAAUCAGAAUAACAACAUAACUCAUGAUCUAUGUUAGUCAACGUUUAUUUCAUAAACAUGGUCCUUCACUUUCACGUGUGUAUUGUAUUCUUGUCAAAUCCACAAAAUUAGUAGCAAUGUCAAUUUGCCCAAUUAUUUGAGUCACGGAUAUACGUAACUUUCCUAAGACGUUGCUUUUGGUUAGUUGAGCAAAAAUACAAUAAGCACGUGACAGUGAACGACCAGAUUUAUGAACAAACGUUUACUAACAUAUCUAUUCUAUUAACAAUAGUGUAUAAAGUACUAAAGAGCCAAGUCUAUAAUAUAUGGAGAGUUUGGAGAGACUGGCGCUCUCAUACACAAUUUUUCAGAAAUUCGGUUAUCAGGUCUAGUUCAGAAGACCAAUUUAUAAAAACUAACCUCUAAUUGCUAAAGGUUUUAAGAAUCUUUCAACAAUAAUGAAACUAUUGUGUUCCUUUAAAUAGCGCACAGUUAUUUUUGACUAUUGCGAGCGGUCAGGCAAUUAUAUACUAAAUAUUUUAUUUCAUAUAUCAUAAAAUGGAAAGUGCCAUUCCUCUAAUUAGUUGAAAGUUUAUCGCUAUAUAUGAUCAAACGGGAAUGAGGGUUGCGCAUUGUUGCACGGAAUAUUUCAAACUCUGGAUUAAUAAAAUAAGAAUUUGAUAAGUGUUCCAAUAAUUUUUCAUUCACUUAGAUACAAUACAUGAUUGGGUUAGGAAAGCGGCUGACCAAUAUCACGUGACUGCCAACUCUCAUGCUUUCUCGUCCUCGUUUGAUCCGGCCUAAAGGGUUAGCAGAUUUAAAACAAAAGACAAAAUAUCAAAGAAACAUUUAAGAAAGCAGCCAGGAAUAUUUUGAAACAUCUUAACACAUAUUGAUGAAAAAAAAAGAAAAGAUUUCUUCAAAUAUAAAAAAGGACAGAUCAUUAUUUCGACGAAUUGAACGCGCACAGGAACACAUGUCUUUUUUAUCUUUCAUGUAAGACAAAUGGUUAUGUAAUCACUACAAAAGAAGGUGCUUGGCGAAAUUCGAAUGCUGCAAUAAAUACUGGCCUUGCCACUGUUGCCAUAAUAAGGACAGUAAAUGUAGACGUAGUGAGCUGAGAUCACGUGAUACAUCAAUGGUCAAGUGUGUCGAAUGCGGGAAAGAACAACAGGUAAACAAGAUGUAAGAGUUGCUUGCAGAAUUUUUAUUCUUUUAAUACAACACUGUUGUAGAAAUUCUCUAAACAGAAUCAUUGAAUAAAGAGAAAAAAGUUUUUUGAAUUGUAAAUAUGCAGGAACUAAAAUACCUUGUAGAAUUUCUCUAAACAGAAUCAUUGAAUAAAGAGAAAAAAGUUUUUUGAGUUGUAAAUAUGCAGGAACUAAAAUACCUUUAAUUCUUCUAUGUUAGCUAAAUAAUUAAAUACUCAUAUCCUGCAAAUUUUAUUGCAAACAAAUAAAAGGUAGUAUUUUGGGGAUUUUUAUCGGCUAUAUGGAUUUUUGGACGACUUCCUAAGUUUCGAUCUUUUUCGCAUUAUCUCUAGUUUGGAAAAAAUGGUCGGUUUUGUGUUGCAUGUAACACUCAAUUCGCAGAUUACUACUGUGGUCUGUGCAAACAUCUUAUUGGAAAUGAUAAUCACCCCUAUCAUUGCGAUAAAUGUGGAAUUUGCAGGUACGAAUUUAACGUAAAAUUAAACAGCGCACGCUUUUUAUGAAAAGUGUAGGAAAAAACAGAAAAUGUAGCGAUUAUUUUUACUGUACAAUCUUAUCAAACGUUUAAUUUCCAGGUUUCAUGGUUAUCGCUCGUUUCAUUGUGAUGUAUGUGGUAUUUGUCUUGAUGUUCAACUUCGUGGAAAUCAUAAAUGUCUUCCUGAUUCCGCCCAUGAUGAAUGUAGCAUCUGUUUGAAGGUAAAUCAUUAAAGUAGUAGUGGAUGAGGUCUUAUUGAUAUCCAGAAUUAUCAACUGAAGGAACUGCAUUUUCAUUAAUUAAUAACACUUUCGCGAAAUGAAACAAUGAUUUGUCGUGCAAAACAACGAUUGGUUCUUAUAAAUAACUGUGAAAACGACUUUAAAUUAAUAUGAUAACAUAAAUAUUUUAGAAAUCUCGUUUACCUACUAUAAAGUUACGAUAAUAAUGCAAGGAAGGUCUGCUUUUUGCUCGAAAGACAUUUACAAAAACGCCGUUCUUUCAAGUUGUUUUUCCUGUUUUUAUUUCUGAAUUUAAAAUUACCUUUUGCUAUAAAAUUACAUUCAGCGGAUUCAACCAACACAUAACUAAGUUAUGUGUAUGUAGGUUGCGUGACUUCCAUAUUUAGCUGCAAGCUACUUAGCAAUCAAGAGACACCUAUUGACUACAAUAUAUAAAAAUUAACACGCAUAAAUUAGACGUCGACGUUUCAAGUUCUUUGACGCAAUUUUGUGGUCGGUUUAAUCCAGUAAUCCCCCAGCGUCCUUGUGAAAUGCUUUUAAAAUUAUAAUUCGUUUUUGAUUUUCUGCAGGACUUAUUCAUAGGCUGCAAGAUUCUACCAUGUUUCCACAAAGUUCACAAAGAUUGCGUCACUCGGAUGAUUCGGAAUGGAAUGUGA
Messenger RNA from Paramuricea clavata, 2774 nucleotides. The record is from the annotation of a GenBank genome assembly. Lineage: Eukaryota; Metazoa; Cnidaria; Anthozoa; Malacalcyonacea; Plexauridae.